Molecule: messenger RNA, 3484 nt
Organism: Menidia menidia (Atlantic silverside)
Lineage: Eukaryota; Metazoa; Chordata; Actinopteri; Atheriniformes; Atherinopsidae
Source: the annotation of a GenBank genome assembly
CCGGGGUUGCUUGCAUGCUAAAGUUCCUGCCUGUCACAAACCGCCUAAUCCCAUUGUACCAGUCCCAAUGAAGGUGAAUGUGCAGCCUCGUUUUCUGUUUACCUGACACACCUGCACUCCCGUGUUGUUAACACACACAUUCACGUCAGACGUCCGACCGAGAGAGGACGAAAACCCAACAGCUACAAGAAUGAAGGGGCUCCCGGUGCUGUGCCUGCUCCUGUGGACGUGCGCGGUGUACUUGGUGGGCAUUUACCUCUUCGUCGGCGGGUUCCUGCUGGUGAGGCUGGAGGUGAACCGGACCAGCACCUGCGGGGACGUGCUGGAGCCCGGGGAGGAGCCGGUGGACUUCUGCCGCGCCCGGCCGCGCUUCCGCCGGGCUGUCGUCCUCAUCAUCGACGCCCUGAAGAUCGACUUCGCCCGGUUCGACCCCAGCAAAAGCGAUCCUCGACCCUACGAGAACAAGCUGCCCGUGCUGGAGGAGACGCUGUCCUCCAAGCCCUCCCAAAGCCGGCUGUACCCCUUCCGGGCAGACCCCCCCACCACCACCAUGCAGAGGAUCAAGGGCUUCACCACCGGGUCCUUACCCACCUUUGUGGAUGUAGGCAAUAACUUUGCGUCCAGUGCCAUUUUAGAGGACAAUCUCAUCCACCAGCUUGGCCAAAUGGGUAAACGAGUGGUGUUCAUGGGGGAUGACACUUGGGAGAGUCUUUUUCCUAAGAAGUUCCACCGCUCUCUGCCCUUCCCUUCGUUCAACGUCAAGGAUCUACACACAGUCGAUAACGGGAUCCUUCAGCACCUCUACACAACCAUGGUGGGUGACAGCUGGGACGUUCUCGUGGCUCACUUUCUUGGCGUGGAUCACUGCGGUCACAGGUUUGGCCCUGACCACCCGGCAAUGGCUGACAAGCUCACUCAGAUGGACCGAGUCAUCAGGUCUGUGAUUGACCGUCUGCAGAAUGACACCCUCUUGGUACUGAUGGGAGAUCAUGGCAUGACGGACACAGGAGAUCACGGUGGAGAAAGUCAGAAGGAGACAGACGCUGCCCUUUUCCUUUACAGUCCUUCUCCUAUCUUUCCAGGACCACCGUCUCAGAUGGAUCCAGAUGUGGUGCCCCAGACAGACCUGGUGCCCACCCUGGCUCUGCUGCUGGGCAUCCCAAUCCCGUACAGCAGCGUGGGGCAGGUGCUCCUACCUUUAUUCCAUCCCCCCGGCGUGGCCGGAGGUGCAGUGGGAGGUCUCAGCCAGCUGGAGGCGCUGUGGAUCAACGUAAAGCAGGUUAACCGUUUCCUGGAGACAUAUUCUGGAAUGGCCAAAGACAUUGCGCCAGAGAGCCUCUCUCAACUGAAGGAACAGUUUGCCCGCAUCUCCUCUGACUACCUCAGCUCUGUGAGGGAGGGCCGGCCCCCCUCCGCACAGCUGGCCUCCUCCCUGCAGGCCUACCUCACCGCGGUCAGAGACACCUGCCGGGCCACCUGGGCCCGGUUCAACCCCCUGAAGAUGGCGGCGGGGUUAGCCAUCCUGGGAUUCGCGUGUCUGAUGUGCUUCGUCCUGUCCGAGCUGUCCCUGCCGCUGAUCCAGGAGGCCGGAGCCGGACUGAAGGCGCCCGCCGCCGUGGCGCUGGCGGCAGGGGCCAGCGUGGCCGCCGCCCAGCUGCUAACACGGGGACACGCCGAGGCGGCGUGGUGCCUGGCGGCGGGCGCCUUCUGCUCCGAGCUCUUCUUCUUCUGGACGGCACGCCGCCUCAACGCGCCCGCCGUGCUAAAGAACGGGACCAAAGCGGGGAAGUCCGGCAGGUGGCUGACCGCGCGCCGCCUGCUGGUCCCUCCCCUCGUGGUGCCGCUGCUCCGCUGCGCCUCGCUGCUCUCGGACAGCUACGUGAUCGCCGAGGGCCGCGUGGUCACCUUCCUGCUCUUCUCCCUGGCCCUCUACAUUCCCAUCCACCUGAACUGGGACGGCCUGCUCCUGCCCCCCAGCCCCGACCCCCUGAAGACCGCCGGGCUCCUGCCCUCCCCGGCUCUGUCCCCGUCCACGGUGAGGAAGGAGAGCUGCGCCCUGCUGGCCUGCUCGGGGCUCCUGAUCGGCAGCCUGUUCCUCUCCCUGUCCUUCCACGGCUGCCGGGAGGAGCAGGGCCUCUGCCAGCCCUCGCCGUUCCUCUCCUCGCUGUCGCGGCUGCAGGACAGCCAGAUAAAGAACCUGCACUACAUCCUCUCCGUGGUGUCCCUGGGCAUCUGCACAUAUCUGCUGCGGCACUGCCUGUGCCACUACGGGAACCUCAACGCCUCCGGGGGGGCCGUGUUCGCGGCCCGCUGGGUCCUGCCGCUGCUCUCCGUGUGCCUGGGGCUGCACUGGGCGGUCAGCGCCACGCCGGAGGACAGCUUCCGCAACCUGGCCGAGCUGAUCCGGCUGGCGCAGCUGGCCCUGCCGCGCGCCGCCUUCUGCCUGCUGGGGCUGGGGCUGGGCCUGAUCUGGCUGGACCCCCUCACCGUGUUCGUGAAGGCCAGGGCGGCGGGCUCGGCCCGGGGCGCGCACCUGCCCCCGCCCCGCUACCGCGCCAGCACCGGCAUCAGCCCCCAGGCCGAGCUGCACCACCUCAUCCCGCAGAUCUACCAGCGCAUGCGCCGCUCCCUGGAGGACGGCGAGCCCGCCGGCGGCGGCGGCGAGGCGGACGGCAGGCCGGCCGUGGAGGCCUACGGACUGGGGACGGUCUACUCCGCCCCUCUGCUGCUGUUCGGGGGCCUGCUGGGAAUCGGACUGCUGCUGCUCCACCCGGAGGGCAUGGCCGCCUCCUUCCUCCUGCUGCUCCUGGAAAUGGGAGCCCUGUUGUACAUCCACGCCUCCUCCAUCACCCUCAGCGGCCUGCAGGGAGCUUAUUCAGGUGGUUUCAACGUGCCCUGGACCCCCGUCGUGCUGUGGUCGCUGGCCGCCACCCAGUUCUUUCACGCCACCGGUCACCUGCCCACAUUCCCCUCCAUCCAGUGGUCCGCUGCCUUCGUGGGCUUCCCCAACGGACACACAGGCACCAUAGUACCCGCCUCACUGGUUACCCUGAACACGUUCGCCUCACACAUCCUAUUUGCAGUGAGCUGCCCGCUGCUGCUGUUCUGGCCGCUGGUGUGCGAGGUGCGCGGGAGCAGAGGAGGCCGGGGCGGGGGGGAGGACGGGGAGGAUGCUGUGAUGGAGAUGAGACUGAGGGAAAACCCCCAACAGUUCAGCUCGGCCCUCCUGCAGCUCUCGACACGCUACCUCUUUAUCCUGGGAGCACAGGUUUUCUCCUCCGUCUGUGCGGCUGCGAUCCUCAGGAGACACCUAAUGGUGUGGAAGGUUUUUGCACCCAAGUUGAUGUUCGAGGCCUCGGGCUUCCUGAUGAGCUGCCUGUUCCUGCUGGUCGGGGUCACCUUAGUGCUGAGGGUGGACGUGGCUGUCGGCCGUUGGUUUAAAAGACUCGUCCCCGAUGCGUCCAGGUAGCAGCGACCCACCGGA